CGCCAAUCACCAAUGACCUUUGCAAUAAUUAGCUCGAGCAUCGUAGUGAAUCCGGCGUUUGAGAAUCGAACCAGGAGUGCAUCAUCUUUGCCGGAAAAUCGUCUGAUAUCCUUUUCGCCGCCGCCUACAACCAAACAAAAGACAAAACGGAAAACAGAAAAAGGAAACUCCAAUGGAAUCUCCGCCCUGCAAGAGCUGGAGCAUCUACACACGCAAACAAAUCACAUCCAAAUACGAGAUCUUCGAACGGGUCGGGUCGGGCGCGUAUUCCGACGUCUACAGAGCCCGCCGCCGGUCCGACUCCGUCAUCGUCGCUCUGAAAGAGAUCCACGACAACCAGUCUUCCCUACGCGAAAUCGAAGCCCUGCAGACCCUCCGCAACUGCCCGAACGUCGUCGUCCUGCACGAGUUCUUCUGGGGCGACGACGAGGACGCCGUACUCGUCCUUGAGUACCUCCCCGCCGACUUGGGGGAUGUGAUCAGAGCAGCCAAGAAGAAUUGGGAGAACGGCCUGGCCGUAGGCGAGAUCAAGCGCUGGAUGGUUCAGAUUCUCUCCGCCGUCGAUGCUUGCCAUCGGAAUUCCAUCGUCCAUAGGGACUUGAAGCCUUCAAAUUUGUUGAUAUCUGCAGAUGGGGUUUUAAAACUAGCCGAUUUUGGACAGGCUAGGAUACUUCUGGCACCUGGGCUUGUUGCUGUUGAUGAUGAUGGUGAUGAUGUUCAUCCUUAUGGGAACCCACCAGCUCAGCUCAAACCAUCUGAAUUCGUUCCUGUACUUGCAGAAACAGACGAUCUUAGGUACCGAGUGGAUGAUUUUGAUAAAGAAAGUAGUAUCGCGGAUGGGAACACGUCCUGUUUAGCAACAUGUAGCAAUAGUGAUUUUGGAGAUGAUCCUCUAAAGAGUAGUAGUUCCUACACAUAUGAAGUUGAAGGGGAAGGUGGUGGUGAUACAUUAGCCCCCCUCACCUCAUGUGUUGGGACGCGGUGGUUCAGGGCACCAGAACUGCUGUAUGGGUCCAUAAACUAUGGCCCUGAGAUUGACUUAUGGUCUUUGGGCUGUAUUUUCGCCGAGCUUCUUAGCUCAGAACCACUGUUUCCAGGCACUUCAGACAUUGACCAGCUGGGAAGAAUUUUCACCAUUCUGGGAGACUUUUCUGAGGAGGUUUGGCCCGGCUGCGUGCACCUACCAGAUUACAAAAUAAUCUCCUUCAACACAGUGGAGAAACCGGUUGGCCUGGAGAAAUGCCUGCCGAACCGCUCCCCUGAUGAGAUUGCAUUGGUGAAAAAGCUCCUCUGUUAUGAUCCGGCUAGUAGAGCUACGGCUAUGGAGCUUCUGCAUGACAAGUAUCUUAAUGAAGAACCUUUGCCUGUACCGGUAUCUGAGCUCAGAGUUCCUACCAAGAACAGUGAUGAUCAAGAAGCCGAGGAUACCCUUGGUGAUUACAGGGAUUGCAACUCUGACUCCGAUUUGGAUGAUUUCGGCCCGGUUAAAUUUUCAAAAACUGAAAACGGCUUCUCCCUCCAGUUUUCCUAAGUGAGUUUGUUUUGUUUUUGCUUUUUUGUAACCAAGCUAAGCAAGAUUGUUGUUCACUUGGUUGGUUGCUCAGGCUCUUUUCAAGACCUGGUGAGUUGUAUCUGUCUGUGUAUGUCAAGAACUUAAAAACAUUGUACCCUUCCUUUUUUUUCAUUUUAUAAAGAGAUGAACACGUU
Molecule: messenger RNA, 1707 nt
Organism: Cuscuta campestris
Lineage: Eukaryota; Viridiplantae; Streptophyta; Magnoliopsida; Solanales; Convolvulaceae
Source: the annotation of a GenBank genome assembly